AAGCAGAGGCUGAAAGACGGUAACCGGGACCACCAUCACCGCUACUACUACCACAGCCAGCACCGACACUGCUGCCGCCGCCGCCGCCUUCGCUGCUGCCGCUGCCGCCCUGGGUGCCCCCCGCCACCGCGAUGGGAACUCCGCAUCAGUCGCUCCAACCGCCGCUUUGUCCGUGGGCCAUGUCGUGAUCCGUGGACUCCGCCAGCGGGUUUUCUAUCCGUGAUCCCGACCGAGGCGAGGAGGAGGAGGAGGAAGAGGAGGGAGGGAGGGAGGAGAGGAAGGUGGUGGUGGUGGGGAAGAUGUUCGCCUCGGUGGGCCCUCGGGGCGGCCCGCGCCCACCCGUCGCCCCGGCCAUCCCGGAACCGGACCUGAGCCAUCUGACAGAGGAUGAGAGGAAGAUCAUCAUGGCUGUGCUGGCUCGGCAACGGGAGGAGGAGGCGAAGGAGGAGGCCAUGUUAAAAGAAGAAAAGCCUAUCCAAGCAAGAACGGUGAACCUGGUCGGGCAGAAGAAACCUCUACAGCAAAAUGAUGUCCGGGGCAUCCAGCAGCAGUUGUCCAGCUACAGGGAGACGGUGAUCCGGCAGGCCUCGGCGGCAACGGGUUCGGCUGUUCACCGGGACGACGCGCCAACCUGCGGCAUUUGCCACAAGACAAAGUUUGCAGAUGGCUGUGGGAACCUGUGCUCGUACUGCCAGACCAAGUUCUGCGCCCGCUGUGGGGGGCGAGUGUCACUGAGAUCCAACACGGUUAUCUGGGUGUGUAAUAACUGCCGGAAGCAGCAGGAGAUCCUCACCAAGCCGGGCGACUGGUUCACAAGUUCGCCUGGGAACCCCGCUGGUCUUGGAUCUGCUGUCAGCGAGCCUUCCGUGUGCCAAACGUCUGGGGAUAAGAAGCUCCGAUCGCGCUCCCAAGCCCCCUCAGACUCCACCACAGCAAACCAAGACCCCAACCGACCCAACGCACCCGGGACCACAGCUGGGACCGAUGCAAGGUCACGUAGCGAACCACCGCGAGACACGAGAAAUGGACGGGGAGGUGGAGGAGCUGGUCGGGGAGAGCGGAGGCCAGGACAAUCCAGGCUGCAGACCCAGGUCUCCAUGGACAGGGACCUCCGUGGGGAGUCCAGGGAGCGCAGAGAAAGCCGGCGACUAACUAAGGGACGCUCUCUGGAGCAUGAUCCUGUGGGAGGAGGUGGCGGAGUAAGGCGGACAGAAGAGGGGGGCUCCCGCCAUGUGGACCACAAUGGUGCCACCCCUUGCCAAGCAGGGCUGGUCCCUCCUGUAGGUCGGGGACACCCUGUGCCCAUGCAGGGUCAUGGCGUGGGCAUAGUUGGGGAGCUUGGGGAGGGUGUAAGGCCUGGUCAGAGGACGGUGGGUCGGGUUGUUGGGCCGCAUGAACACACCCUGGCUCAGCAAGCCCCUCCCCCUGAACUUAGAGAGCCACUUGGCUCAGGACCUGGCUCAGCCCACGACCAGGGACCUGGGAUGAGGCGGACCAAACGGGAGAAGGCUGAGAGUAUGCUGCGCAACGACUCACUAAGCUCUGACCAAUCAGAAUCUUUGCGCCCACCACCGCCAAGGCCCUACAAGUUGAAGCGAGGGCUGGGGGCUGGAGGGAAGAGACAAACCAGCGUCAGCAGUUCAGAAGAGGAAGGAGGGACCACGCCAGAGUACAGCAGCUGUGAGGAUGCUGAGAUUGAAAGUGUUAGCGAGAGAGGUGACUGGGAGUGCUACCCACAUGACCCCACUGUGUGGCAUCAUCCUGUAACCUGGCAGCCAUCUAAGGAGGGAGACCAUCUGAUUGGACGGAUCACCCUCAGCAAGAGGAGCGCUGCAAUGCCAAAAGAAGCUGGAGCUCUGCUGGGGUUAAAGGUGGUGGGAGGCCGAAUAACAGAGUCAGGAAGAUUAGGUGCCUUCAUCACUAAAGUCAAGAAGGGCAGUCUGGCUGAUGUGGUGGGACAUCUCAGAGCAGGGGAUGAGGUUUUGCAGUGGAAUGGGAAACUGUUACCAGGAGCGACUAUGAAGGAAGUUUACAACAUCAUCCUCGAGUCUCAAGCCGAGCCUCAAGUGGAGCUGGUGGUAUCCAGGCCUAUUGGUGAUAUCCCAAGAAUCCCCGACACGUCCCACCCUCCGUUAGAAUCUACAGGUUCCAGUUCUUUUGAGUCACAGAAGAUGGAGAGACCAUCCUUACAUGUACUAUCUCCCUCCAGUCCCGGGAUGCUCAAGGACAAUCCACAGUUAAUGCCAGGGCAACUCUCAGUGAAGCUGUGGUAUGAUAAAGUCGGUCACCAGCUAAUAGUCAACGUGCUGCAGGCUGUAGAGCUUCCACUUCGCCCCGACGGGCGGCCCCGGAGCCCCUACAUCAAAAUGUACUUCCUCCCUGACCGCAGUGACAAGAGCAAACGAAGGACAAGAGCAGUGAAGAAGACGUGUGAGCCCAAGUGGAACCAGACGUUCGUCUACACUCAUGUCCAUCGCAGGGAUUUCCGCAACCACAUGCUGGAGCUGACUAUGUGGGACCAACCCAGGUCUCCAGAGGAAGACAGCACCUUUAUGGGAGAGAUCCUAAUAGAGCUGGAGACGGCCUUACUGGACGACAAGCCUCACUGGUUUCCACUCCAAACCCAUGAUGUCUCAUCCAUACCGCUGCCCAGAGCCUCCCCUUUCCUGCCCCGACGACACACAGAGCCCCCUGGCAAGAAGCUGCAGCCAGAUGGGCGUGGCAGGGAGAGGCAACGGGAGCCUACGUCUACUCUGGAGGUGCCCGAGCAGCAGAGGACGCCCAGCCAUCACUUACGAUCCCGCUCGGUCUCCCCUCACCGUGAGGAGCAGGGGCGGAUCCGGUCACGGCCGCCCAACGUUCCCACCCAGAGGAGUUUGGAUGAUGAGCUUCCUCACUCCCGUUGUUCUCGUUCUCCAACUCGCUACUAUGACGCUGCCAGAGGUCGCCACCAGGAGGAGGAGUACCUGGACGACAGGGGCCACCUCCAAGGUGGUGCGUCUCUUUCCUCCUCAGUGACGUCCUCCUCAGCCCGCAGAGUGAGGCAGCUCCCACAGCUUCCCCCCAAAAGCAACACUGCAGAACAAGCCCUGGUAGCAGAGGAGCGUGUUCGUCAGCUCCAGAAGAGGGUUCAUUCCAACCGGGUGUCAGCUGCUUCCACCGCCAGCCAACAGGACCUGGACAGAACUCUCAAGAACAAACGGGAGCUCUACAAGGAUCAGAGGAGGAGCAGUGAAAACGUUUCCCAUAAGUCCUCAGACAGUGAUGUCAGCGACGUGUCAGCCAUCUCUCGAACCAGCAGUGCCUCUCGCAUCAGUAGCACCAGCUACAUGUCCAUCCAGUCAGAGAGACCCCGGGGACGCUUCAGCCGGGCCAUUCGCGCAACGGGCGGCCACAUGAUGAAGAGCACCAGUGUGAGUGGUGAGAUCUACGGCAUGGACCACGCCGAUGGCAGCCAAUCAGACACCGCGUUGGGGAGCCUCGGGAGCGGGAUCAAGAAGCGGCGCUCGAGCCUGAGCCAACGUGUCGUGGCCAUCCUACCAUCUAGACGCAGCCGGAGUACCUCGCAAAUCAGCCAGACAGAAGCGGCGGGUAAGGCGAAGGACAGACAGAAAGCAUCGGCAGGUAAAAAGGUGGCCAAGGCCGGCAGCAGCAGCUUCAAGAGGAGUGAGGAGUACGGCAUUCCGGUGGAGUUUCCGCGUGCAGGGUCGGUCAUGAACCGGCAGGCCAGCAGAGAGUCGACUGAUGGCAGCAUGAACAGCUACAGCUCUGAGGGGAAUCUGAUCUUCUCAGGGAUGCGUUUGGGUGCCGACAGUCAGUUCAGUGACUUCCUGGACGGUUUAGGCCCCGGUCAGCUAGUUGGCCGGCAAACACUGGCAACGCCUGCCAUGGGUGAUGUCCAGCUUGGUUUGAUGGAUAAGAAAGGCCAGCUGGAAGUGGAGGUGAUCAGGGCACGAGGCCUUACCCCCAAACCAGGCUCCAAAUCCCUCCCAGCUCCCUACGUGAAGGUGUACUUGCUGGAUAAUGGAACUUGUAAAGCCAAAAAGAAAACCAAGAUUGCACGAAAGACCCUGGAGCCUCUCUACCAGCAGCCACUGCUCUUUGAUGAGAGUCCACAGGGCAGGGUGCUCCAGGUGAUAGUAUGGGGCGACUACGGACGAAUGGACCACAAAUGUUUCAUGGGUGUAGCACAGAUCCUAUUGGAGGAGCUGGACCUUUCAAGCACGGUGAUUGGCUGGUACAAACUGUUUCCGCCAUCUUCUUUGGUGGACCCUACAUUAGCUCCACUAACCCGACUGGCAUCUCAGACGUCAUUAGACAGCUCAGGACCGCCGCCAGGCAUUCGGUCCUAGUGACCGGAUAGUGACUGCAACUCCCCCAAUAUCCCUUAAAUGACAAAAUAAUGGACCACAGCUACUGGACCACAGCUACUGGACCACAGCUGAGCCGAGGGCGUAGAUCCCACUCAAGAACAACAACAAGACGCCCUCGGUCAACCAGUGAAAAGCCAGACGGAGAGACAGGGAAUGAGAGAGCGAGAAAGAGAGAGAGGGAGAGACAGAACUAGCCAAUCAAAGCUUAGCUGGAGUCUGACAAUCACGUCUCACACCUUCCCUCUUCCUCCUCCGUGCACCUUUUGGUUUCUAAAGCUUAGCUUUCUUUGUUUCCUCCUGACUCGUAGCAGUAGAGAUUCUGUCCAACAUUCUUCACUUCUCUCUACUGUUCCUUUCUUUUGUUUGUUUCUUCUCACUGUUUUUGGGCAGCCCCUAUCUGAGCACUCGACCCAUGGAGAGUCCUCCAUCCGGUAGCGCCCCGGCCAAUCAGAGUAGAGCGUACUGAAUGGUCCAAACAGUGUGUGGGAGCUAGUAAGUAGCAAAAUGAUGCAGCUGUACUGUCACCAUAGUAACAGUGUUAUUGUAGUUGAACACGCGGGGCAACGGUUUGGCACAGUAUGGUGACCCCUUCAG
Messenger RNA from Platichthys flesus (European flounder), 4967 nucleotides. Its product is annotated as regulating synaptic membrane exocytosis protein 1-like. Gene Ontology annotation, biological process: regulation of membrane potential; positive regulation of synaptic transmission; intracellular protein transport. Lineage: Eukaryota; Metazoa; Chordata; Actinopteri; Pleuronectiformes; Pleuronectidae. Gene Ontology annotation, molecular function: small GTPase binding; transmembrane transporter binding. The transcript is spliced from 26 exons. The record is from RefSeq and is a predicted model, not a curated record. Gene Ontology annotation, cellular component: cytoskeleton of presynaptic active zone; presynaptic membrane. Bases 300 to 4352 code for a protein of 1350 amino acids.